AUGAUGCAAACAACUGACGAUUACAUACUCUGAACUCUGAAGAAGAAGAUCAUCAGGAGGAGCAGAGAGAGAGAGAGUAAGCGGGCGCGAUGCACCUGUUAAAUGUCGUGAUGGCGACCCGGAUGCUCACCCGAAACCACGAAUCGGAGGCGGUCGGGUCCAGCAUAGCUUUUGGAUCGGUGUGGUUUUUCGUGUACGCGGGGAUAUCGUGCUUCCUGGUCCUAUUCGCCGGAAUCAUGUCCGGGCUCACCCUCGGCCUCAUGUCCCUCGGCCGCGUCGACCUCGAGAUCCUCGAGCGCAGCGGCACCUCCUCCGAGAAAAAGCAGGCCGCUACUAUACUUCCGGUGGUACAGAAGCAGCACCAGCUCCUCGUCACUUUGCUUUUGUGCAAUGCCGUUUCCAUGGAGGCCCUUCCUAUAUACCUGGAUAAACUUUUCAAUCAGUAUGUCGCGAUAAUUCUCUCCGUAACUUUUGUUCUGGCUUUUGGAGAGGUCAUUCCGCAAGCUAUAUGCACGAGAUAUGGACUUGCUGUAGGGGCCAAUUUCGUAUGGCUUGUGAGAAUUUUGAUGAUAAUUUGCUAUCCAAUUGCCUAUCCCAUUGGAAAGGUUCUGGAUUGGGUAUUGGGACAUAAUGAAGCGUUAUUUAGGCGGGCUCAGCUAAAAGCCCUUGUCUCGAUCCACGGCAUGGAGGCCGGGAAGGGAGGUGAACUUACACACGAUGAGACGACAAUUAUUAGUGGAGCACUAGACUUAACUGAAAAGACUGCUGAGGAGGCUAUGACACCCAUUGAAUCAACCUUUUCCUUGGAUGUGAAUUCAAAGUUGGAUUGGGAAGCAAUGGGAAAAGUUCUUGCCCGUGGUCAUAGUCGAGUUCCUGUCUAUUCUGGGAGUCCAAAGAAUGUAAUCGGACUUCUACUGGUGAAGAGUCUACUCACUGUACGACCUGAAACAGAGACCCCUGUUAGUGCUGUUUCCAUCCGCAGAAUCCCACGGGUUCCAGCAGAUAUGCCUCUGUAUGAUAUAUUGAAUGAAUUUCAAAAAGGUAGCAGUCAUAUGGCAGCGGUAGUGAAGGCUAAGGGGAAAGGCAAGACUCUUCCUCCAACAGUUGAGGGAGAAAAAUCUGAAGCAAACAAAGCCAGUGGUGAGAACUCGCAACUGACAACUCCUUUGCUAUCAAAGCAGGACGAAGCAUUAGACCGUGUCAUUAUUGAGAUUGACCGGCCUUCGAGGCCUAUCAAGUUGAAUAGGCCACCCUCUUUACAACAUAAUGGCACAGCAACAACUGGUUUGCCUCAUUCAUUUGAUGAUAUCGAAGAUGGUGAAGUCAUUGGUAUAAUCACCCUUGAAGAUGUAUUUGAAGAACUUCUGCAGGAGGAAAUUGUGGAUGAGACAGAUGAAUAUGUUGAUGUGCAUAAACGAAUCCGUGUGGCUGCAGCUGCAGCUGCUUCAUCAGUGGCACGAGCUCCAUCAUCUCGGAGGCUAAUAAAUAAGGGAUUAGGAAGCCAAAGCAAGCAAGGCCAAACCCCGAAGUAAUCAGCGGAGGAUGUUUUAAUUUUCAGAAGGUCACAAGGGACUUCUGGUGAACUCUCUUCAUCGGAAUAAGAGAUGAAUGCAUACUGCAAUAAGAGAUGAAAUGUAUAUUAGUCCCACAGAAAAAAGAAAAGAUGGCGUUGCUGGUUGGUGGGAGGGAGGGAGGGAGAGAGGGAGAACAAUAAAAUGGUGCAAUAUUUUGUCGAUUUGUUUGUUUAAUCAGAAGAUGCUAUGUGGUUCUCUGCUAAAAUAUAUCCACAUUGGCUGAUAUUAGUAUGUGUACACAGAGAUGAAUCUACUUGAUAUCAGGACUAUGAACCUCUUGGGCAAAGGCUCAAUUUAGUUUUGAGACGAUCGAUGCGGGAAAAAAUUCUGUCGUUGUUGUUC
Molecule: messenger RNA, 1916 nt
Organism: Corylus avellana
Lineage: Eukaryota; Viridiplantae; Streptophyta; Magnoliopsida; Fagales; Betulaceae
Product: DUF21 domain-containing protein At4g14240
Biological process (GO): intracellular manganese ion homeostasis; magnesium ion homeostasis
Cellular component (GO): cytoplasm
Source: RefSeq, a predicted model, not a curated record